This is a messenger RNA of Mesorhabditis spiculigera, 492 nucleotides long. The record is from the annotation of a GenBank genome assembly. Lineage: Eukaryota; Metazoa; Nematoda; Chromadorea; Rhabditida; Rhabditidae.
AUGAGAUUACUACCAACAAUAUUCUUGCUCACCGCCUUCCUCGCCAUCACGUUGGCCCAAAAACGGGCAGUAGCAGCGCCGCCAGGCGUCCCUCUGAUCAGCUGUUUCCGGUGCCUCUCCACAGAACCACGAUGUACACGCACCUGCGUCGGCAGAUAUUGCUACAAACUCGAGCUCCGCAUCGAAGCCGCGAAAGUGGUCUGUAUCUGCGAACCGGAGCCCUGCAAUCCCCCGUGCGAGGGAGACGCUUGCUAUCGGCGCGAGGAGCGAGUCAUAGGGCAAUUGGUAAAGCGGGAAGCUGGAUGCGCCGACAUGCAGUGUAAGGAAGAGCCAACGGCGUCUAAAGUGGUUAGUUGCGUGGUAUGCCACACGGAUUACUGCAACAAGAGGGAAACAACGGAGGGCCCGAGACAUGGACUUCCGAAAAACUCUUCGAAGCUUCGCUACACCGUCAUCUGGCUGCUCAUCCCCAUCGGCCUUAUCCUGUUCUUC